AUGGAGUCGAGUGAAUUUCCUGGCUCCUUGGGGCCAAUGUCCCUGCCAGAUAAGCCACUGAUUGGAGACCUUCCUGCAGACAUGGAGUAUGGAGAGGAUCUGCUAGCAUCCCAAACAGCCUCCAUCCCACAGGCUUCAGCUCAGCAGCCCCAAGAGAUGGAGUGGGAAGCACCUAAGCAAGCAACUUCAGAUGCAGACCUGGACCCGGGCUUGGUGAAAACAUCUGGCUUGUCUGAUCUGAGCAAAUCCAACAGUCUGACCCUCAGCAAGUCUGGUGCCCUGGAUGUUAUGGAGAAGUCCAGUCUUCUCAAUAGCUUGAGCAACAAUGACAACCUGGUGGACCUGGAUAAGUCUGAGGACCUGGACAACUUGUACAAGACACGAGGUUCUGCAGAUCCGGAGGAUGGACCUAGGGAUCCCCCUGUGACAGGAACCGAAGCCCUUGUGCCAGAAGCAUGGAAAGAAGAAGAAGCGGCAUCAGCAUCGAAAGUAGACUUCAAAAGCACAAAGGAUGAUGGAGAGGAGAGUGCAGCCUCCCUUCCCGACAGCCAUGUGGUGAAGUCGCCCGACGUGGUGGAGAUAAGCAGCACUUCCUCGUCACAAGAAACAACAGAAUAUUCCGAGAACUCACCGAAAAUUACACGGCCGGUUAAGAAAGCCCGAUUGAAAGCCCCAAAGAAAAGUGCUCCAGUGCAGAAGGAGGAGGUGGCGACAUCUACAGAGGAGGGGAAGGAGCCUGUUCUCAACAGUACUCUAGAUCCAGCUCCUGAGCCUAUGAAAGAGGGUCUGACUGAGGCUGAGAAAGACAGCAGUGUCAGCCAGAAGGACCCUACUGAGCCCAAAGCACAAGAGGCUGAACAGUUGCCCCAACUUCCAGGGGAAGACCCUGGUGCAAAAGGGAGCGAGAAGCCAGUUGUGAAGGAGCAGAAGAGAAGCGAGCGUGCCAGGAGGGCAGAAGUGUCUCGGCCUGAAACAGUGAACUCCUCUGAGAGCAUUCCUGUCUCAGAUGAGGAUUCAGAUGCCAUGGUGGAUGACCCCAAUGACGAGGACUUCGUUCCCCACCGCACCCGGCGCACCACACGCCUGUCCCUGCGCAACCAGGCAGCCCAGCGAGCUGCCCGUUCCACCGUCACCAAGAUGACUUGCGCCAACUGCCGGACCCCACUACAGAAGGGCCAGACGGCCUACCAGCGCAAGGGGCUGCCCCAGCUCUUCUGCUCCAGCUCCUGCCUCACCACCUUCUCCAAGAGGCCUCUUAGCAAGAAGAGCUGCACCUUCUGCAAAAAGGAGAUCUGGAAUGCCAAGGACUCCGUGGUGGCUCAGGUUGGCUCAGGCAGCUCUUUCCACGAGUUCUGCUCUUCUGUGUGCCUCUCGCUGUACGAAGCCCAGCAGCAAAGACCGACACCACAGUCGGCAGAAGCCUCAGACACUGUCCGUUGCAGUGUGUGCUACAAGGCUGGAGAGAUCCAGCAUGAGGUCAGCAAUGGGAAUGUGGUGCACCGCAUCUGCAGCGACGCCUGCUUCACCAAGUUCCGUGCCACCAAGGGUCUGAAAACCAACUGCUGUGACAACUGUGGCCUCUACCUGUACAACAAGGGCCUGCCACUGGAGUACCUCUUCCACGAAGGGCAGCAGAAGCGCUUCUGUAACACCACCUGCCUCAACAGCUACAAAAAGAAGAACACCCGGGUUUAUCCGUGCAUGUGGUGCAAGACACUCUGCAAGAACUUCGACAUGCUGUCCCACAAAGACCGGAAUGGCAAGAUGGGCCUUUUCUGCUCUGUCUGCUGUUCCACCUCCUACAAAGUCAAGCAGGCUGGCCUGACAGGACCCCCUCGGCCUUGCAGCUUCUGCCGGAAGAGCCUGUCUGAGCCCUGCUACUACAACAAGAACGAGCAGGUGGUGUACCAGUUCUGCAGCCCCAGCUGCUGGACCAAAUUCCAGCGCACCAGCCCAGAAGGUGGAAUCCACUUGACUUGCCAUUCCUGCCACAGCCUCUUCACUGGGAAGCCUGAAAUCCUGGAUUGGCAGGACAAGGUCUACCAGUUCUGCUGCCGAGACUGCUGCGAGGACUUCAAGCGCCUGCAUGGGGUGGUGUCCCAGUGCGAGCACUGCAAGCAGGAGAAGCUGCUGCAUGAGAAGAUCCGCUUCUCUGGGGUGGAGAAGAACUUUUGCAGCGAAGGGUGUGUGCUUCUUUAUAAACAGGAUUUCACCAAGAACCUGGGCCUGUGCUGCAUCACCUGUACUUACUGCUCCCAGACGUGCCAGCGAGCCGUCACCGAGCAGCUGGAGGGCAGCACCUGGGACUUCUGCAGCGACGAUUGCAAAAGCAAAUACCUGCUCUGGUACUACAAGGCGGCUCGGUGCCACGCCUGCAAGCGUCAGGGCAAGCUGCUGGAAACCAUCCAUUGGCGGGGGCAAAUCAAACACUUCUGCAACCAGCAGUGUCUUCUGAGGUUUUAUAACCAACAGAACCAGCCCAACCUGGACACCCAGAAAGGGCCUGAAAGCCUGCUGAACAGUCAGACCCCUGAGCCAAAGCCACCCUCCUCUACCACCACCUCGCAGAAAGCAGAGACCAGCACGGUACCUGCGAAGAACAGCUCUGCCCCGGCAGCCGCCGCCUCUGCUGCUGCAUCCCAGCCGUCAUCUCAGCCAAUCACCCCACGGAAGAACAAAGCCGCCAUGUGCAAGCCUCUCAUGCAGAACCGAGGGGUCUCAUGCAAGAUAGAAAUGAAGUCCAAAGGCUGUCAGACAGAUGCCGACUGGAAGCCCCAAGUGGUUGUGCUGCCCAUUCCUGUGCCCAUUUUCGUGCCUGUGCCUAUGAACAUGUACUGCCAGAAAGUACCUGUGCCUUUCUCCAUGCCUGUCCCGGUGCCUGUGCCAAUGUUCCUGCCCACCACGCUGGAGAGCACGGAGAAGAUUGUGGAGACCAUAGAGGAGCUGAAGGUGAAGAUCCCUUCCAACCCUCUGGAAGCCGAUAUCCUGGCCAUGGCUGAGAUGAUCGCAGAAGCAGAGGAGCUGGACAAAGCCUCUUCGGACCUUUGUGACCUAGUGAGUAACCAGAGUGCAGAAGGCCUCCUGGAGGACUGCGACCUCUUUGGGCCGGCAAGAGAUGACGUGCUCGCCAUGGCGGUCAAAAUGGCAAAUGUCCUGGAUGAGCCGGGCCAGGACUUGGAGGCUGACUUUCCCAAAAACCCCUUGGACAUUAACCCCAGUGUGGAUUUUCUCUUUGACUGUGGCCUUGUGGGCCCAGAUGACGUCUCUGCUGACCAAGACUUGCCUCGGGCCAUGCGCAAGGGCCCGAAGCGCCUAGUUCUCUCAGAGAGCUGUUCGCGGGACUCCAUGAGCAGCCAGCCCAGCUGUACAGCCCUCAACUACUCCUAUGGUGUGAACGCCUGGAAGAGCUGGGUGCAGGCCAAGUACGCUGGUGGCGAGACCAGCAAGGGAGACGAGCUGCGCUUUGGCCCCAAACCCAUGCGGAUCAAAGAGGACAUUCUGGCCUGCACAGCGGCAGAACUAAAUUACGGCCUGGCCCAGUUUGUGAAGGAGAUCACUCGGCCUAAUGGCGAGCGCUAUGAGCCUGACAGCAUCUAUUACCUCUGCCUUGGCAUACAGCAGUACCUGCUGGAGAACAACCGCAUGGUGAACAUCUUCACGGACCUCUACUACCUGACGUUUGUGCAGGAGCUCAAUAGGUUGCUCAGCGGCUGGCAGCCCACCAUCCUGCCCAACAACGCCGUCUUCUCCCGCGUGGAAGAGGAGCACCUCUGGGAGUGCAAGCAGCUGGGCGUCUACUCCCCCUUCGUGCUCCUCAACACACUCAUGUUCUUCAACACCAAGUUCUUUGGGCUCCAGACAGCUGAGGAGCACAUGCAGCUCUCCUUCACCAACGUCGUGCGCCAGUCGCGCAAGUGCACCACAGCACGGGGCACCACCAAGGUUGUGAGCAUCCGCUACUAUGCUCCUGUGCGGCAUCGGAAGGGGAGAGAUGGCGGCCUGGGCAAGCGGAAGCGAGAGGAGGAAGCGCCCGUCUUGGAGCAGCGAGAGAACCGCAUGAACCCUCUGCGCUGCCCGGUCAAGUUCUACGAGUUCUAUCUCUCCAAAUGCCCCGAAAGCCUGCGAAACCGCAAUGACGUCUUCUACCUGCAGCCUGAGCGGUCGUGCAUCGCCGAGUCGCCGCUGUGGUACUCCGUCAUCCCCAUGGACAAAAGCAUGCUCGAGAGCAUGCUCAACCGCGUCCUGGCUGUGCGCGAGAUCUACGAGGAGCACAGCCGCGGAGGCGGAGGUGGCCUGGACGACGACAUGGACUGAGCAGGUGGCGCCGGUCUUGCCAGAGGGAGAUUGGGGGCCCCCAGCACUACUCCAGCCAGCUAGUGGGUGACUGUGGGGUGUGUGUGGCUUGCUGCCCCUUUCCUGCCUGGGUUGGCGGGCAUGUAGGGCUGUAGACACUCCCCACUAGGUGAUCACUUUCCCUCUGCCAAGGAGCCACCCCCCACCCUCCCCUCUCCUCCCGCGCUGCCUAGGAGUGCCUGCUUGCCUGCCCCUUUCUCCUUGCUAUGUGUUGGCUUGGGGAGAGUGUCACAGGUAGGCUCUUCGUCUGGGGAGGGAAGGGUGCAGGGCCUGUCUUCACUAUUGCAGGAGAGCUGGGCUCUGGGGGUGCAGACCCUGUGCCUGGUUGUGCUAAUUGGGGUGGGGUGAAUGGGUUGGCUCCUUGCCGUGCACGUUCUCUUGCAUGGAGGGGGGGGGGUUACAGUUCUCCACUCGCCCAGUAGAUGGCAGUCCUCCCUCCCUCCCCACACCCAUCCCCAACGGUUGAACACACUGUUCUCUGUUCUCUCUCGUAUUGUGGGAGACUAGGCCCUAACGUUGCACCCUGAGCCUCCUUCUCCCCUGCUUCCUCAAUGCUAGCUUGGCCGCCCACCCCACCACGCCCACUGCCCCAUGAGGCGGAGGCUGCUCAGCACCCCACCAACCGUUUCCUCGCCCAUCUGUGUGUGUUGCGUUGAACUCUGAGCUAUGGCUGGUGCUGGUGCUGGUGCUGUCUGUUGAGCCUGUAUAUAUUGUUCUGGCCCAGCCCCUGUCUGUGUCCUUGUUGCCAGUGAGCCAGUCCGCGGGUCUUGUCGUCGUAGUGAUGCCCAGGGCAUUAGGACCCGCCCUCCCCGCGUCUCUCUGGAAACCAUUCAUUUCAAAUAAAGGCACAAAAACUU
Messenger RNA from Lacerta agilis (Sand lizard), 5210 nucleotides. It is a transcript of the gene ZMYM3, whose product is annotated as zinc finger MYM-type containing 3. Lineage: Eukaryota; Metazoa; Chordata; Lepidosauria; Squamata; Lacertidae. The transcript has 24 exons. The record is from RefSeq and is a predicted model, not a curated record. The coding region runs from base 1 to 4314 and encodes 1437 amino acids. Gene Ontology annotation, molecular function: zinc ion binding.